This is a messenger RNA of Paramecium pentaurelia, 1385 nucleotides long. The record is from the annotation of a GenBank genome assembly. NCBI's taxonomy places the organism in Eukaryota, Ciliophora, Oligohymenophorea, Peniculida, Parameciidae.
CAAUGUUGAGUACAAAAAAUCAAAUUCAUAGAAAAACUGUAUCAAAUGCCAAAAGCAAUGAAAAUCAUAAAAAAAGUUGUAACUAAUAUUAAUUAAGACAAUCCAAUAUUCAAAUAGCAUAAUAAUUAUCAUGUUUGCAAAUGCUAAAAAUAUUAGUAUCAGGAUCUUCUAAAUCUCUUAAUAAGAAUACUUUAAAGACAAGAAUACGAACAGAAGGAAAUGAAAAGCAAUUUAAAGUUCAUACUUCUGCAUCUCCAACAAAAGAUAAAGAAUAAUCAGCAUCACCUCCCUAAAGAAACACAAAUUCUUAAGUUGAUGUAAUCACAAACCUAUUAAAUUCAAAUAUGAAUCAUACUGAAUAUAAACGAAUAUCUAGAGAUUAAAGAAAUCAAAGCGCGGAUUUUCAAUAAUUAUUAGUAUAAUAAUAACAAAAAUAGGAAAAUCGUCUAUUGAAAAAUAAUGGUAAAAAGAAGUUUAAUUCUUAUGGCAAUUUAAAUGAUUAAGUGUAUUUUUCUUAAAGAGGAGGAUUAACUGAAUGUUAAUCAGCAGAUCAUCUUGUAUAAAAUAAUCCUUAGUAAAAAUUAAUGAAUUCCAAAGGUUCAUAUUCAAUGAAACAUUUUCCAUCUCCUAUGAAUAUCUAUUCACAAUAAAUUACUUUAUAAGAAUUUAAAAACAAAUUAAGCAAUUUAAGUAAAGAUAUAAAAUAAAACAAAAAUCAAGUUGAAGAGGAAUUAUAGAAAACUUUAAAAAAGAAAUAAAAUCUUUAUGAUUAAUAUGAUUAAGAAGAUAGUUAAAAGUAAUUCAGAUAAGAAAUUUCUUAAAGAAGUAAAUCAGUUGAUUCUUCUUCUUCUAGAUCUCGAUUAGAAAAUUCAAAAUAUUCAAAGGAUUUUAUAAAUUAACAUAAAGUAAAUCAUCAACAAAAAAACAUUUAGGGAGAUUUUAUAUACAAAACUUAAAGUUAUUUAAAUUAAAAAAAGUUAGAAAGCAAAAUUGAUUAAUUAGUAUUUCAAGUAUAAAUAUUAAAGAAAAAAUCUGAAGAAUUAGAAUAAUAAAAUAGAUUUCUAUUUGAUAAUUUAACAAAAUUUUAGAAGGAAUCAGAUUGUAAUACUGAUGUAAUAAAAUAUUUUUAAAUUUAAUAGGAACGAAAUUUACUUAUGAAUAAAUUAGAUUAGAUGAUAGGAAUGUAAAAAAGAUAAGAAGAGAAUCUUAAUUUUUUUAAAUAGAUAUUUGCUAAAGGUUAUGAUUAAUCUCGAAGAAUAAAAACAGAAUAAUAAUAAUAAUAAAAAGAAGAGGAUAAUUAAAAAAUAAAUUAAAAAACAGAAAUAUUAUCUAAAUAAAGACCAUUUGUCAAGUCAGCUUAUCAAGGACUUGAUUUUAAUGUUUGA